ACCAAAAUGGAAAUGAUACACAGUACGAACUCAUUGCUCUAUAAAUGUACAAAUCCAAACUAAUUGCAUGCGAACCACCUGAUUAUUUACAUCAAUGGCUACCACCGAGACCGACUCCUUACACGGCCGUAAGCAGCUUCAUGUAGCCAUGUUCCCAUGGCUUGCUUUCGGUCACAUCCUCCCUUUCCUCGAACUCUCCAAAUUCAUAGCCCAAAAUGGUCACAAAGUCUCGUUUCUUUCGACCACAAGAAACAUCCAACGUCUCCCUACCCUCCCUUCCCAUCUCUCACCACUCAUAAAUCUUGUUAAACUCACUCUUCCACAUGUUCAAGAGCUGCCACAGAAUGCUGAGGCCACCAUGGACCUCCGCACUGGUGAAACUCAUGAUCACCUCAAAAGAGCUUUUGACGGUCUUCAGCCGGAAGUCACUCGGUUUCUUGAGGAAGAGUCACCAGACUGGAUUAUUUAUGACUUUGCUCCCUACUGGUUGCCGUCCGUUGCAGCUGGCCUUGGGAUUUCGCGUGCCCAUUUCUCCAUUGUCACCCCAUGGUUCAUUGCUUUUCUUGGAGCCUCAGCCGACGACUUGAUAAAUGGUUCAGAUGAUCGAACGACGGCUGAGGAUUUAAUGGCACCCCCCAAGUGGGUUCCCUUUCCGAGCAAACUAUGCUACCGAAAGCAUGAGGCCAAUUUGGUAAUGUGCCACUAUUCUUCUAAUGCUUCUGAGGUUUCAGAUGCAUAUCGUUUGGGGAUGAUUUUGAACGGAUCUGAUUGUAUGUUUAUGAGAUACUGCUAUGAAUUAGAGCCUCAAUGGCUAACCCUUUUAGAGAAGCUCCAUCAGCUUCCGGUGGUUCCUGUGGGAUUACUUCCACCCACAAACAUUGGAGAUGAGAAAGAUGAAACAUGGGUGACGGUCAAGAAGUGGCUUGAUAGCCAACAAAAAGGUCAUGUGGUGUAUGUUGCAUUAGGAAGUGAGUUUAUGGUGAGCAAAAGCGAGCUGGAUGAGUUAGCUUUGGGUCUCGAGCUGUCCGGGUUGCCAUUCUUUUGGGCUCUUAGAAAACCCGUAGGUUCCACCGAGUUAAACUCGGUAGAGUUGCCAAACGGGUUCUUGGAACGAACCCGUGAUCGUGGUGUGGUAUGGACGAGUUGGGUACCUCAGUUACAAGUACUGAGCCAUGAGUCAGUGGGUGGUUUCUUGACUCAUUGUGGUUGGAGUUCAACUGUGGAGGGGCUUAUGUUCGGUCACCCUCUAAUAAUGCUACCUUUUUUGGUGGACCAAGGUCUGAUUGCUCGAAUACUGGUUGACAAACAGGUGGGAGUCGAGGUCCCAAGAAAUGAGGAAGAUGGAUCCUUCGCUAAGGAAUCGGUGGCCAGAUCAGUGAGGUCGGUUGUAGUCGACGAUGAAGGGAAGAUCUACAAGGCUAAUGCGAUGGCGUGGAGUAACGUGUUUGGCGACACUAAAUUGCAAAAGAAGUAUAUAGACGAUUUCAUAGAUUAUUUGGAAAAGAAGAGACGUGUGGUCGCAUGAUCUACAUUUGGAAUGUAUAAAAUAGCAGGUUUCUUAUAUUGAAUCAGUGUUCUGUGAUUUGUAGACUCAUAGAGUCAUAGUUCCUUUUGUGAUUUGUAUAUUUAUCUUCAUGUUAUUUUUUAUAUCAUUUGAUAAUUGGACAA
Molecule: messenger RNA, 1668 nt
Organism: Helianthus annuus (common sunflower)
Lineage: Eukaryota; Viridiplantae; Streptophyta; Magnoliopsida; Asterales; Asteraceae
Product: UDP-glycosyltransferase 91D2
Exons: 1
Coding region: 95-1525 (476 amino acids)
Molecular function (GO): UDP-glycosyltransferase activity
Source: RefSeq, a predicted model, not a curated record